Molecule: messenger RNA, 413 nt
Organism: Musca vetustissima
Lineage: Eukaryota; Metazoa; Arthropoda; Insecta; Diptera; Muscidae
Exons: 1
Source: RefSeq, a predicted model, not a curated record
AUGAGCUCAUCGGAAGAUUCCAAUCUGCGUGGUGGAGGUGGUGGCUGCUGCAGCAGUGGCAGCAACCAAAAUGUCACCCAGGCUGGACAGCAUUCGUCCACACCAUUCGGCCGCCAUUAUCAGAAAAUGAAAAAGAGCUACAGUUGCGACAGUGAUUGUGCCCGUCGCAUCAUGACAAUGCGCCAGCAUCUGCAACAUCAGCAACAGACCUUCAAUGAAUCGUGCUGCUGCUGUUCCUCGUGCUGUUGUUGUUCGACAACGAGUAUUGCUCCCGCCUCGACCGCAACCACGGCAACAUUUACCACAACAAAUACACAGCCAACAACAGCUGCUGCUGCAGCCGCUGCGGCUGCUUCAAGUAGUUCAAGUUCAGCUAAAGCGGCACGUCCCAUCUGGGCUGUCGACUAUUUACG